This is a messenger RNA of Papaver somniferum (opium poppy), 1697 nucleotides long. Its product is annotated as probable 2-oxoglutarate-dependent dioxygenase ANS. The transcript is spliced from 3 exons. NCBI's taxonomy places the organism in Eukaryota, Viridiplantae, Streptophyta, Magnoliopsida, Ranunculales, Papaveraceae. The record is from RefSeq and is a predicted model, not a curated record. Bases 190 to 1263 code for a protein of 357 amino acids.
UACCAUAUAAUCCUAAGAAAUCUUAAAUAUUUGUGGAAUCUAAAACAAUACUAAUUGAAUACCAUGAAUAUUUAAUGAUUCGUUACAUAUAUCCUAAUUGAAUAGCUAGGAGUUUUUAGGAUGGUUAAAUAUGCACGUAAAUCUUAAUCCACUGCACCCGUGUUCCCCUUUGAUCCAAUCAAUCAAUCCAUGGAGGUCUUUGUACCAGGAGUUCAAACCUUAUCGGAAACUGGUGUCACUCAUGUUCCAUCUCAAUACAUACAACCACCACAGAAUCGACCUCAUCAACCAAUAACAACUUCUUCCUCAGAUUCUCUCAACAUACCCAUUAUUGAUUUAUUCAAUUUCAAUCCGCAACAUUCAAACGAUGUGCGUGCAGAACUUGGUCGAGCUUGUAGUGAUUGGGGUGCUUUUCAAAUUACAAAUCAUGGGAUUUCAAAUUCACUAAUCAAAGAUAUGAUUGACGUAGGUUUGACUUUCUUUAGUGAGUGUUCAACUACAGAGAAAUCUAAGUAUUCUUGUGAUCCAAAUUCUGCUGCUUCGGAAGGAUAUGGAAGUCGAAUGCUAGUCAAAGAAGAUAGUGUCUUGGAUUGGCGAGAUUAUUUUGAUCAUCAUACUUUUCCAUUAUCUCGUCGAAACCCUAAUCGAUGGCCAGAUUUUCCUACUAAUUAUAGAGGAGUUGUGGAAGAAUAUAGUAAUCAAAUAAAGGAACUUGCGCUGAAGUUGAUGAGCAUGAUAUCUGAAAAUCUAGGUUUACAUUCUUCAUGCAUCGAAGAUAUAGUUGGAGAGGUUUAUCAGAAUAUAACUAUCAGUUAUUACCCUCCUUGUCCGCAGCCAGAACUUACUCUGGGGUUACAGUCACAUUCUGAUAUAGGUGCCAUAACUCUUUUGAUACAAGAUGAUGUUGGGGGUCUUGAGGUUUUGAAGGACGACAAAUGGGUGACUGUUCAGCCUGUGUCUGAUGCAAUUGUUGUCAUUUUGGCCGACCAAACCGAGAUUAUGACCAACGGCAAGUACCGAAGCGCGGUACAUCGGGCUGUAACCAAUUCUCAUCGAGCGCGGCUCUCAGUGGGGACAUUUCAUGACCCAGGUAAGAUUAGGAGAAUUGCACCAGCUGCUCAGCUUGUAGACAAGGACACUCUAGCCAGAUAUAAAGAAGUUGUAUAUGGAGAAUAUGUUUCAAAUUGGUACUCCAAAGGCCCCGAAGGAAAAAGAAAUAUUGAUUUCCUAUUAAUUGAUCCCCUAUUACUUAACCAACAGUAGUGAUUCUUCUUCGAGCUGGAUGAAGCAAUCUUGUGGGUGGAGUAUAUGUUUGUGUUUAAUGGUGUAUGGUUUUUUGUUUUCUCUGCCUGAUUUCUCUUUGCUACUAUCUGGUACACACAAAUGUAUAUUCAGUAUUACCAACUGCAAGCGCAAAAUGAUUUGAAGUCGUAGUUAUUGUUGUGUUGGUCUCAUGGACAAACUAGAAAACAGUAGAUGUUAAUUCCAAGUUAAAACAGUUGAUUACCAUGUCCAUUGUCAAGAAUACAAAGCAUAGUUUGGAUAACUUAGCCUAUGUAAAGAAUGGUCAGGAUUUAUCCUCACAAAAGGUAAAUCUAUGGAUGUAAUCGCUUGUCAUAGCUGAUGGUUGUGAUUGUAAUUAGAAAUGCGUCUCAGUAAUAUUUCAUUAACUCUUUAUAAAGAAAAUAAAUGUCAAA